AUGGGGCAGAGAGAAAUGGGCUUGAAAUGGCGCCAUUUGGCGGUCGUUCACAGGGCACGGAAUCAUCCCACCUCGGCCAUCAGGUCUCAACAAUCAAACUCGUCAGGCUAUCAAAUAGCCAUGCCAUGUGUGCAUGCACUCAUGCAUGUGCGGAGACAUAAUCAGCUUCGUUCACAGCGCCCUCGGAUUACGGGUGGGCAGGACGGGCCUGGUGUGAACACACAAUGCAUACAAAUGUCAGCGACUCCUCUGCCUGUCCAGGUCUCGGCCCCUGCUGUCGAGGUGUCGGACAACUCGACACUUGUAUCCGUUCGGGUGCAAAAAUCACGGAGUAGUUGUCAUGCCUGCAGGGUUGAGUCAAUUACGGCAUAG
Messenger RNA from Protopolystoma xenopodis, 372 nucleotides. The record is from the annotation of a GenBank genome assembly. NCBI's taxonomy places the organism in Eukaryota, Metazoa, Platyhelminthes, Monogenea, Polystomatidea, Polystomatidae.